Molecule: messenger RNA, 7508 nt
Organism: Leopardus geoffroyi (Geoffroy's cat)
Lineage: Eukaryota; Metazoa; Chordata; Mammalia; Carnivora; Felidae
Gene: USP13
Product: ubiquitin specific peptidase 13
Biological process (GO): protein deubiquitination
Molecular function (GO): cysteine-type deubiquitinase activity; zinc ion binding; protein binding
Source: RefSeq, a predicted model, not a curated record
AGGCCCCCGGUGCCCGUUCCCGCCCCGCGGCCCGCUCCGCCCGCCAGCCCCGGCUCGGCUCCGGUCGCCCGCGCAGCCCGCCGCCGCCGCCGCCGCGGGCAGAUCCAGCGCUCCGGCUCGGCUCGGCUCGGCUCGGGUGCGCGCCGCGGCCAUGCAGCGCCGGGGCGCCCUGUUCGGCAUGCCGGGCGGCAGCGGCAGCAGGAAGAUGGCUGCGGGAGACAUCGGCGAGCUGCUGGUGCCCCACAUGCCCACGAUCCGCGUGCCCAGGUCGGGGGACAGGGUGUACAAGAACGAGUGCGCCUUCUCGUACGACUCCCCCAAUUCUGAAGGUGGACUCUAUGUAUGCAUGAAUACAUUUUUGGCCUUUGGAAGGGAACAUGUUGAAAGACAUUUUCGAAAAACUGGACAGAGUGUGUACAUGCACCUGAAAAGACAUGUGCGAGAGAAGGUAAGAGGGGCAUCUGGUGGAGCUUUACCAAAAAGGAGGAAUUCCAAGAUUUUUUUAGAUCUAGAUACUGAUGACGAUUUAAAUAGCGACGAUUAUGAAUAUGAAGAUGAAGCCAAACUUGUUAUAUUCCCAGACCACUAUGAAAUAGCACUACCAAAUAUUGAGGAGUUACCAGCCCUGGUAACAAUUGCUUGUGAUGCAGUUCUCAGCUCAAAAUCUCCAUAUAGAAAGCAGGACCCAGACACAUGGGAAAAUGAAUUGCCAGUAUCCAAAUAUGCCAAUAACCUUACCCAGUUGGACAAUGGAGUCAGGAUUCCUCCAAGUGGUUGGAAGUGUGCCAGGUGUGACCUUCGGGAAAACCUCUGGUUGAAUCUGACCGAUGGCUCCGUGCUGUGUGGGAAAUGGUUCUUUGACAGCUCCGGGGGCAAUGGCCACGCGCUGGAGCAUUACAGAGACAUGGGCUACCCUCUGGCUGUGAAACUGGGAACCAUCACUCCUGACGGGGCAGAUGUUUAUUCUUUUCAAGAAGAGGAACCUGUUUUGGAUCCUCAUUUGGCCAAGCACUUAGCGCAUUUUGGAAUUGAUAUGCUUCAUAUGCACGGGACAGAGAACGGGCUUCGGGACAAUGACAUCAAGCCGCGGGUCAGCGAGUGGGAAGUGAUCCAGGAGACGGGGACGAAGCUGAAGCCCAUGUAUGGCCCCGGGUACACGGGUCUCAAGAACCUGGGCAACAGCUGCUAUCUCAGUUCGGUCAUGCAGGCCAUCUUCAGCAUCCCAGAAUUCCAGAGAGCGUAUGUGGGAAAUCUUCCAAGAAUAUUUGACUACUCUCCUUUAGAUCCAACACAGGAUUUCAACACACAGAUGACUAAGUUAGGACACGGCCUUCUCUCAGGCCAGUAUUCAAAGCCUCCAGUGAAAUCUGAACUCAUUGAACAGGUGAUGAAGGAAGAACACAAGCCUCAACAGAAUGGGAUCUCUCCACGCAUGUUUAAGGCCUUCGUAAGCAAGAGCCACCCGGAAUUCUCCUCUAAUAGACAGCAGGAUGCCCAGGAGUUCUUCUUGCACCUGGUGAAUCUAGUAGAGAGGAACCGCAUUGGCUCAGAAAACCCAAGUGAUGUUUUUCGGUUUUUGGUGGAAGAACGUAUUCAGUGCUGUCAGACCCGGAAAGUCCGCUACACGGAGAGGGUGGAUUACCUGAUGCAGUUACCUGUGGCCAUGGAGGCAGCAACCAACAAGGAUGAACUGAUUGCCUAUGAAUUAACGAGAAGGGAAGCAGAAGCAAACAGAAGACCCCUUCCUGAGUUGGUUCGUGCCAAGAUACCAUUUAGUGCCUGCCUUCAGGCCUUUUCUGAACCAGAAAAUGUCGAUGACUUCUGGAGCAGCGCCCUACAAGCAAAGUCUGCGGGUGUUAAAACAUCUCGCUUUGCCUCAUUCCCUGAAUACUUGGUAGUGCAGAUAAAGAAGUUCACUUUUGGUCUUGACUGGGUUCCCAAAAAAUUUGAUGUUUCUAUUGACAUGCCAGACCUACUUGAUAUCAACCAUCUCCGAGCCAGGGGGUUACAGCCAGGAGAGGAGGAACUUCCGGACAUCAGCCCCCCUAUCGUCAUUCCUGAUGACUCAAAAGAUCGCCUGAUGAACCAACUGAUAGACCCUUCAGACAUUGAUGAGUCAUCAGUGAUGCAGCUGGCCGAGAUGGGUUUCCCUCUAGAAGCGUGUCGGAAGGCUGUGUACUUUACUGGAAAUAUGGGAGCUGAAGUGGCCUUCAACUGGAUCAUUGUUCACAUGGAAGAGCCAGAUUUUGCGGAACCACUGACCAUGCCUGGUUAUGGAGGAGCGGCUUCUGCUGGGGCCUCUGUUUUUGGUGCUACUGGAUUGGAUAACCAACCUCCGGAGGAAAUUGUAGCUAUCAUUACUUCCAUGGGAUUCCAUCGGAAUCAGGCUAUUCAGGCGCUACGAGCCACGAAUAAUAACCUGGAAAGAGCCCUGGAUUGGAUCUUUAGUCACCCUGAGUUUGAGGAGGACAGUGACUUUGUGAUCGAGAUGGAGAAUAACGCCAAUGCAAACAUUAUUUCUGAGGCCAAGCCUGAAGGACCUAGAGUCAAGGAUGGAUCUGGAAUGUAUGAAUUAUUUGCGUUCAUCAGUCACAUGGGAACAUCUACAAUGAGUGGCCAUUAUGUUUGCCAUAUUAAAAAGGAAGGAAGAUGGGUGAUCUACAAUGACCACAGGGUGUGUGCCUCAGAAAGGCCCCCUAAGGACCUGGGCUACAUGUACUUUUACCACAGGGUACCACGCUGAGCCUCAGAUGUGCCAGUUGGCCAGAAGAAGCCACACGCCUUUUUAAUUUGCCAAAAAAAAAAAAAAAAAAAAAAAAAAAAAAAAAGCAGAAGUUGGGACAGCCAGACAUGAAAUGAAGGAAUACAUGGGGGUAUUUAUAGUUUAUUUAAAGAACAUCAUUUGACGCCUUCUGAAAUAGAACUGGGAAGGAAUUUCUAUUAGUGAUGAUACACUACUGUAGAUAGUUUUUCUUUUUAUAAAUGUUCAAGGAGAGGAUGAUUUAAAAAAAAAAGUAUUUAUACUGCUGGUGGGGGAUCUGCCAGUGUCACACCAAAAAUGGGAAUGUGCCAUCAGCCCUCUGUUAUGCUUUCGGGGGCCCAUGGUGUGGCCUCACCCCCAAAUAAAUGAGAAGCCCAUUUUUGUUUCAUAUCAAAAAUCAGUAAUGGGAUGGGCUUUAUUUGUGACAUAGUUUUUUCAUUACACACAAUUUCUGACCUGUCCAUGUAUAGAAGAUAAGAGCAUCUGCAAUGAAAGGUAUUUUUAAUUUAAUCGUAUCAAAAUUCAUAAUGUGAUUGUGUGAAUGUGUGAGGGUGAGACUGUUAUCAUCAACCAGGAAAUCUAUGACGGGCUAGUUUUUAAAGGUUAAAGCAGUUGGUCUUAAGCAUAGCUGAGAAAAGCAAGUAACUAUUUUAAAGAAACUAUAACUCAGGAACAGUUUUAAAAAUUGGUUCCCCACUUAGAUUUUCAGGAGUAAAAAGGGCUGAGUUGUCCCUUUAAAAAAGUGUUGUCAAGAAUCCACCUGGGUUUGUGACAUUUUGUGGGAGAAUGCCGGAUGCCCACAGCAGCACAACAUUGUUCUUUGCCACAUAAAAGUAGAUGAAUUCUGGUUCUCAGCAGCCCUUCUCCCUAAGGCAUAGUAUGUAUUUUUAGUUAAAAUAGCUAAUCUUACCAUAACACGUAACAACUCCCUGGAAUCACACUAAGUGCCCCAAAUUUGUCUGUAAUUUUCUUGUCCCUGAGCUCUUCGCCUGCCUCCAUUUUUACAUUUUUCUGGGGCUAGAGUCUCCUCUUGGCCCUUUCUGGGCUAAUCACCUCCUGACUUGCCUUUGCUGCUUAUUUGCUGUGACCAGCAGUGUGAUCUUGGGCACCUUCAGGGCUUCAGAUGCAAGGAAGCUUUAUAUGACAUUGUGAAAAACCAUCAUUUCCAUUUUGGUGUUUUAGUAUUUUUGUUGCAACCUGGGAUUAGAUCAGGGUUUCAAAUGUGAUGAAAAAGUGCAACAAGAGUGGUUUAUAAUCUUCCUGCAGCUCUGUACCGAAUUCUAGAGUCUCUGGAGUUUCUAUUUCAGAUUAUCCAGUCAAAUGAAGAAGGAUCUACUGCAGUCUGCCUAACAUGCAUUUGAUUGGUAGAAAGGAUCUGUCUAGAAACUGUAGGAAAAUAAAGUAGAACCAGUUGGGUAAAAUACCACAUGGACAAGUGGAUUACAACACGGUGAGUUGUGAGCAGUCAGGAUUCUGGUUAAGAUCGGGGCUCCUUUUACAGGAGAUUAGCUACGCUGUAUGUCUGAGGAGCACUGAGCCCGAUGCUGGGAGCCUGGAGACUUGGGUGCUGCCCCUAGCUGGGCAAGACCCUCAUCCUCCCUGUGCCUCAGCUUCCUUAUCUGCACAAUAACAUCUGCUCUCUCUUUCCAGCUGUGCUUUGAGGAUAGAUAUGUGAGGUUUGAUACGGUGACCCUUGAAAGAGUAGCAGGUGGUAUGCCGUGUGGGUCCCAGUAGAGUGUGCUCUCUCCUUCUCUCGUCUGACGUUUUCUUCAAUUUGGGAACAAAUGCAGUUGGCAUGAGGAGGGCGCUCACGGUGCAGUAACUCUACUCGGUUGUGCCCACCAGUGCCGCCUUUUAGUGUUGUUUUGGAGAUCCUAAAGCAGCCCCACUCUGUCACAUGAGUCCCUGGCUCCUGUAGAAAUUCCUACACAAAGCAGCCUUACAAAAUCCAGUCUCCUUGGCUCAGUGUCCUAGAAUACUGACUCCAAACACACGUGAAAAAUGACUCGUUAUCAAUGCUCUUACAAAGUGAAGGCCUUCUUCGGGGGUCGGGGGAUAACUGGGGGUUUGGAUUGAAAUGUGAACAAAGAUAGCAUGUGUAUUUUGAACAAAAUAAAAAUUUUGUAAUAAAACUUUGCAAAAUGGUGUAAAAUCAGUACAAGAUUAUAGGCUACCCAUUAUUUAAUUUCUUCAAGUAGAAAAAUAAACUUAGCCCUUUUGAUGCCUAAACAUAUUGUAAGAGAAUAUUACUAUGGCUGCCUUUUUUUCCUGCCUCACAAAACAAAGGGCUAUUUCUACAAGGCAAAGUUUUGUAUAUGUGCUAUUCUUUAUUUCAGAUUGAGAGUUGGGGAAAAACUGGAGCAAAUAAUGUGUUUCUUUCUUGCUUUUAAAAGUGUGUUUAUAUGUAUACCUUAAUAUAUACGAGGCAGAUUUCCCUGGAAUAAAAGUCUGGAACAUACUCCUUAAUUUCACCAUGUAUGUUGACGAGAUUAUUUGUGACUGAAAACUGGAAUAAUGUGUGGAUUUCGUCAGAUUAUCAGCCUGUUAGGAGUCCUCUGUGUGAGGCGUGGUGGUGUAAUUGUGAAAUUCUCACCGUGUGUGGGUGUACGUGUGAAAGAGUGCACCUUUUUUUUCCUGUAAAUAUCUUUUGAUAUCCAUUUGUGUAAAAUCCCAAUGAAUGUGUCUUUGGAAAAUGUAUCAAAGUUUUUAUUUUGUCAAUUGAUCUGAAUGCCCGUAUAACUGAUCAGAAAUCCAGUUUUGGUUUAGAUUGGGGGAUUUUUUUUUUAAGGGAAAAAAGCAUGCAGAAAGGACUACUGGAAGAAUCAUGUUUUAAUGCCAUUUACGUCAACAUUGCUUCGGUAUUUUGAAUUGACACAGCUGUUUUCUUCCAACUAUAAGAGAAUGUGCCUGCUGUUCCCCCACGCUCACUUUGGGCUACAGGAAGCCCGGCACAAGUAGCUUGAGCCUGUGACUCCCAACAUCAUUCUUUCCCAUGACCUGCAGUGUCCAGUGUGCGUACCCGGGUUCGUGGCCCGAUGCCACUCCAGGUGCCGUGGGCCUUUUACCUCUCUGGGCCUUUUUCUUUACAAUGAGUGCGGUAGGCUGGAUCAGCUCAGAAGUCCCCUCCUGCCCUAACAUUCGAUUCUAUUUUUAUUUUCCUAUAGUUACUAUGGGGGUUAGACAUGUGGGAUGAGGGAGCACACAGAGGUUAGAUGUAACUUGUUGGUUUGUUAUAGGUCGUACUCCCCAGUUUAUAAUCUGCAUCAUUUUAGUGUCCCCACCCCAACUUCCCUUCCCACUUCCUUUGGUAAUUAUCCUCUUUCUCUCCCAUUCUUGAAACUUUCCACUUCUUAGUCCACAAGAUACCUUGUUCCCAUCCCCUUCAAAAAUGAAAAAGUCUGUUUAAAACACCUCCUGCGAUGAAAAAGCUCGGCACCACUUUCAGCAAAUAAAUCUGUAACGUGUGUAGACGAUUUUCUUACUCUAUUUCAGUGAUAGCUAUGAUCCCCAAGUGAGUACUGAGAAAGUUGUCUGUCACAGAAAGGAUGUCUCUUCCUCUUGUGAGCAUCGCUGUUGCUAAAUUACACUAUCUCUGUAGUCUGUUGGGGAGAUGGCAGGUGCUGAGCAGGAGCAGGGGAUGGGAUUAGAUGGAAUGUGAUUUCACCCUUUGCCUCAGUCAGAAAUCCUAGGUUACAGAGCAAGAUUUUGUACUCUUACGUUGGUGUAUAAGAUCACCUACGCAGUGCCAUGAAGAUUCCCUACACCAUAAAUCAUCUUGAAAGAGUUUGUAUUAAAAUGUGCUGGAUCUGUGCUACUGGGUGCAGGGGUCAGUAGCCACAUGUAGCUAGUGACCUCUUGAAAUUUGGCUUGUCCAAAUCGAGAUUGUGCUGUUCAUGUAAAACACACACCAGAUUUUGAAGGCUUGGUACCAAAAAGAAGGGAACGUAAAAUAUUUCAUCAGUAUUUUAUAUUGGUUACAUGCUAACAUGACAAUAUUUUAGAUAAGUAAGCUGUUACUAAAAUUUCACUUAUUCCUUUUUCUCUUUUUUUUAAUAUGGCUACCAAAAUUAAAAUUAGACAUGUGGCUGGCAUUGCACUUGGACAGGUGCUGCUCUAGGUUCUAGAUGGUGUGGAGUCAGCAGUGAGAUGCCACGUGUGGAAGGUAAUUCUCCCAAUAGACAGAAGCAACACACAUAUUUUCGCUGGAGUCAGCUUGGUGAGGCACAGAAUGCCUUCCAGACAGCAGAAGACUUUCUAUGUAAAAACCAGUAUGUAUAAGACUCCAAUAAAAGAAACAAAACAAAACUAAAGCAAAUGAGCCCCAAACCGUGUUCCUUCAGCUUUGCUUAGAAGCUAACUUUGCACUUAUUUUUCAAGCAUCUUCCAUGUGCCAAGGAUGCUGGCUACAUGAGGGUGCUGGGCAUAUUUGCUCCACCUUAGGCAACAUUCUCUUGUGGUUUCCCCUCCCCAGGUAUUGUGUGGUCCGUUCAGAGCUGGGUGUGAUGAUGUAUGGUGUAAAUCUCGCCGCUCCUAUCGGCCUGGGCAGAGGCUGAGCCUGCUGCCUGCGCCCACCUGCCCAGCAGGUUUGAGGUUGACUCCUGAAAGAGUUUGUAUUUAUUUUAUUUUGCACUAGUCACAGCUGCUGUUAAAAUAUCUCAACUGUUUGGGGAGAGCAUUGCCUGUGAUGGAAAGAGAGAUGGAUGAUUUAUUGCUUCAGUUGUUUUAAAAUUAAAAGCUAUUCUCACAA